AUGUCGACGAAAAUGUUCGUGUUCUACGACGCUCAAAACUCGUUUUCCGAGUUCCAGCUUCCCGGAACGCUGGUGAGGGCGGAGAGCCAGCCGCCGACCAAAGAUAAAGCGGUCAACGACGCCUACGACAAUGUGGGUCGUGUUUUGUCGGUCUAUAAACAGCUGUUCCGCUGGAAUUCUGUCGACAAUCACAACAUGCACAUUAUUAGUACUGUACACUUUGGCGAGAACUACGAGAAUGCAUAUUGGGACCCUGAUCGGCUGCAAAUAGUAUUUGGAGACGGAGACGAGUUUCUAAACAACUUCACUAGUUGUGUAGACGUGAUUGGGCACGAAUUGACUCAUGCGGUCACAGAGAACACGUCGCCUCUUUUGUACUUUGGCCAAAGCGGUGCCCUCAAUGAGCACAUAUCCGACGUUUUCGGUAUCAUUGUAAAGCAGGUCGUCGAAAAGGAGGAUGCUGCUUCGGCUGACUGGCUCGUUGGUGAAGGUUGCAUUGCCCCUGGAGUCAAGGGCGUUGCCCUUCGGAGCAUGAAGGCCCCGGGGACAGCAUACGAUGAUCCCAGAUUUGGAAAGGAUCCUCAGCCAGACCAUUUCAAGUACUACAGGGCUACCUUUGAGGAUAAUGGGGGUGUUCACAUCUAUUCGGGGAUCCCCAACAAGGCCUUCUACCUCUGUUCAACAGCAUUUGGUGGUUACUCUUGGGAAAAGGCCGGAAAGAUUUAG
This is a messenger RNA of Parascedosporium putredinis, 726 nucleotides long. NCBI's taxonomy places the organism in Eukaryota, Fungi, Ascomycota, Sordariomycetes, Microascales, Microascaceae. The record is from the annotation of a GenBank genome assembly.